AUGACGACUGUAUCAGCAAAGACUAUACAAAGCGAUUUAGAUGAUCUCACAAGCCAGAAUUACUCUAUCCUAACUGCAAUUGAAGAUGUCCAAAGUGCACAUGUACUGGACCCUAGAAAUAUUGAAAAGAGUCUUGAACAUUGGAAAAGCGUUUUUACGCGUUUAACCUCUCGUUAUGAGGAAAGAGCUCUACGAGAAGAAUUUUUAAGAAAAGUGUCAUCUUUGAAUAUAGAUCAGUUAUUGAACGCGACUGAGGAAGGGAAGCAAACACUCAAACAGGAAAUAACGCUAAUAGAGCAAAAUUUCAAUACUCUUGAGUCUGAAAAGGAAAAAAAGUUGCAACAAGUGAAAAAUUUGAGUGCAACAGUAAGCUCAUUGUAUCAAGAGUUUCAACUGAAACAGAGAGAUAUUAAGGAUAGUAUAGACGAAGCUGAAAAAUUGGAGAAGGAAGUCGAUCAAUUGAUGAGUGAUGAUUUUGCCGAUAAAGAAGUAUUGGAAUUCGUGAUAGACGCGGAUGUUGUUGAAGAUUUGGACAUUUUGCCAUGGCAAGUAAAUCCUCGUGAAAAAGUAGAGAUGGAGGAUAAAGUGAAACGGAUUGAAAUGGAUAUCGAGGACACUGAAAAUCGAUAUAUUGAAGAAAAGAGGAAACUAGAAAUACUUGAUGACAAGGUGACCCAAUUGCAAUAUUCAUUAGAAGGAAAGCAGCCUAUCAAUAGUAAAUUACACAAGCUCACUUUGUGGUGUAAAGAAAUGAAUCAGAUAUUGAUGAAAUUAGGAGGUUUGGAAAAAAUCGACUUGACGGUGAAUAACCGAAAUGAAUAUCGAUUAAAACUAGCGACUAAAGAAAAGGAGGUGGCGGCACUGCUUACAAAAAACCUAAUUAUUGAUGGCAUAUCUCAGGGUAAUGACUUUAUUUCGAGACUCAAGCAGAUGGAUGAUGACGAAAAGCGGAUUUUGAUUGCUCUGAAGAUAAGGGAAAAACUCUGUAGUUAG
Lodderomyces oxycetoniae is the source of this 993-nucleotide messenger RNA. RefSeq lists its product as uncharacterized. The record is from RefSeq and is a predicted model, not a curated record. NCBI's taxonomy places the organism in Eukaryota, Fungi, Ascomycota, Pichiomycetes, Serinales, Debaryomycetaceae. Bases 1 to 993 code for a protein of 330 amino acids. The transcript has a single exon.